This is a messenger RNA of Protopterus annectens (West African lungfish), 610 nucleotides long. RefSeq names its product unconventional myosin-IXb-like. Gene Ontology annotation, molecular function: GTPase activator activity; microfilament motor activity. Gene Ontology annotation, biological process: intracellular signal transduction. The transcript has 4 exons. The record is from RefSeq and is a predicted model, not a curated record. The coding region runs from base 84 to 437 and encodes 117 amino acids. Lineage: Eukaryota; Metazoa; Chordata; Ceratodontiformes; Protopteridae.
AGGAUGAUGGCAUUACAAAGCCUGCCUACUUUGGUGUAGAGUGGAAGAAUUUAACAAAUGAGGACAAUCAUGUGCCAUUACUGAUGGAGAAGAUCUUGAGCUAUAUUGAAGAGAGGGGUCUCCAAACUGAAGGCAUAUACAGGAAGUGUGGGGAAACUGCUACAAUGAAAAUACUGCAGCAGUGCAUUGAAGAAGAUCGCCCUAAGGAAGAACAACUCACUGCUCUUUACAAGGCUACAGCAAAACUUCCACCUGAAAAUUACAAGACUUUACAACGUCUGAUUUCUCAUUUAGUGAAAGUGGCCUUGUUAGAAGACUCUAACAAAAUGUCCCCUAAUGCGUUAGCAGUGAUUUUUACACCAUGCAUUCUACAUGCAGAGUCUGAUGAGCCUCUUACAAGUAUGGAUGACAUCUUCAAAGCCAUAAUCAACUCAUGAUGGCUGUGAUGAAGGAAAGGAUGGCACACCUGACUGUAAUAGUAAGACUAAAGCAAUGGAAGAGAUGCCUUCUGAUGAAUAAUAAACCAAACACCAGAUUAUAGGAAAUUUAAUAUGGCAGUCAUUGACAAACUUCUCACAAUAUGAUCUCAAUAAAAGUUUGACAGGUCAUA